GCCCCCGCCGAGCCCCGCGGCCGCCCUCCCGCCUUCAAUGUGACACCGGCGCCUCGGAGUGCGAGCCGCAGCCGCCGCCGCCGCCGCCGCCACCGGGGAGGGCCGAGCACCAUGUCGAAUCUGAGCAAAGGCACGGGCAGCCGGAAGGACACCAAGAUGCGGAUCCGGGCCUUUCCGAUGACCAUGGAUGAAAAAUAUGUAAACAGCAUUUGGGACCUUCUGAAAAAUGCAAUUCAAGAAAUCCAGCGUAAGAAUAACAGUGGUCUUAGUUUUGAGGAGCUCUAUAGAAAUGCAUAUACAAUGGUUUUGCAUAAACAUGGAGAAAAGCUCUACACUGGACUAAGAGAAGUUGUUACUGAACAUCUCAUAAAUAAGGUGCGAGAAGAUGUACUAAAUUCAUUGAAUAACAACUUUCUUCAAACAUUAAAUCAAGCUUGGAAUGAUCAUCAAACAGCCAUGGUGAUGAUUAGAGACAUACUAAUGUAUAUGGACCGUGUAUAUGUACAACAAAAUAAUGUAGAAAAUGUCUACAAUUUGGGAUUAAUAAUUUUUCGAGAUCAAGUUGUACGUUAUGGGUGUAUUAGGGAUCAUCUUCGGCAAACUUUGUUGGAUAUGAUUGCCAGAGAGCGGAAAGGAGAAGUUGUAGACAGAGGAGCAAUAAGAAAUGCUUGCCAGAUGUUAAUGAUUUUAGGCCUUGAAGGAAGAUCAGUCUAUGAGGAAGAUUUUGAGGCUCCUUUUUUGGAAAUGUCUGCAGAAUUUUUUCAGAUGGAAAGCCAGAAAUUUUUAGCAGAAAACAGUGCUUCGGUAUAUAUAAAGAAAGUAGAGGCUAGAAUUAAUGAGGAAAUAGAGCGGGUGAUGCACUGCCUUGACAAAUCCACAGAAGAGCCGAUUGUGAAGGUGGUUGAAAGGGAACUCAUUUCCAAGCACAUGAAGACAAUUGUAGAAAUGGAGAAUUCUGGGCUAGUGCAUAUGUUGAAAAAUGGAAAGACAGAAGACCUUGCUUGCAUGUACAAAUUAUUUAGUCGUGUGCCAAAUGGUUUGAAGACAAUGUGUGAAUGUAUGAGUUCUUACUUGAGGGAACAAGGAAAAGCCCUUGUUUCUGAGGAAGGAGAAGGGAAGAACCCUGUUGACUAUAUCCAGGGUUUAUUGGACCUGAAGAGUAGGUUUGACCGCUUCCUCCAAGAGUCCUUCAAUAAUGACCGGCUCUUUAAACAGACUAUUGCUGGGGACUUUGAGUAUUUUCUAAACCUCAACUCCAGGUCUCCUGAAUACCUCUCAUUAUUUAUUGAUGAUAAGCUGAAAAAAGGAGUCAAAGGGCUAACAGAACAAGAAGUAGAAACAAUAUUGGAUAAGGCAAUGGUCCUUUUUAGGUUUAUGCAAGAAAAAGAUGUAUUUGAACGUUACUAUAAACAACACCUGGCAAGGAGACUGCUCACAAAUAAAAGUGUUUCCGAUGAUUCUGAAAAAAAUAUGAUUUCUAAAUUAAAGACUGAGUGUGGAUGUCAGUUCACAUCGAAACUGGAAGGAAUGUUUAGGGAUAUGAGCAUCUCAAACACAACUAUGGAUGAGUUCAGGCAACAUCUACAGGCAACAGGGGUAUCUUUAGGUGGUGUUGAUCUCACAGUCCGGGUUCUCACAACGGGAUAUUGGCCCACUCAGUCAGCCACACCAAAGUGCAACAUCCCCCCAGCACCAAGACAUGCUUUUGAGAUAUUUAGAAGGUUCUACUUAGCCAAACACAGUGGUCGACAGCUCACACUCCAGCAUCACAUGGGUUCUGCAGAUCUCAAUGCUACCUUUUAUGGUCCAGUUAAAAAGGAAGAUGGAUCUGAGGUUGGUGUUGGCGGUGCACAAGUAACUGGUUCUAAUACCCGGAAGCACAUAUUGCAAGUCUCCACUUUCCAGAUGACCAUAUUAAUGCUCUUUAAUAAUAGAGAGAAAUACACGUUUGAGGAAAUUCAACAAGAGACAGAUAUCCCUGAAAGAGAACUUGUUAGAGCCCUCCAGUCCCUCGCCUGUGGUAAACCAACACAGCGGGUCCUCACAAAAGAACCCAAGUCAAAGGAGAUAGAAAGUGGCCACAUAUUUACAGUUAAUGAUCAGUUCACAUCCAAACUACACAGAGUCAAGAUUCAAACAGUUGCAGCCAAACAAGGUGAAUCUGACCCAGAAAGGAAAGAAACAAGACAGAAAGUAGAUGAUGACAGAAAACAUGAGAUAGAAGCUGCUAUAGUGCGAAUAAUGAAGUCUAGGAAGAAGAUGCAGCACAAUGUUUUAGUAGCAGAGGUAACUCAACAAUUGAAGGCUCGAUUCUUACCAAGUCCAGUUGUUAUUAAGAAACGUAUUGAAGGACUUAUUGAGAGAGAAUAUUUGGCACGAACCCCUGAGGAUCGCAAAGUAUACACAUACGUAGCAUAAAAUGCAUUCAGAAAUUUGAUUUAUUCUUGGACUGUACUCUUCGCAUGGACUGGGAAGUUCUUUUAAAUCAUUACUAUUAAGACGACCAUCUCUUCUGUUAAAUUGCAGUACAUGUUAUAGACCACUCAGAUCAAGCCUCCUCCCUCUGAGAGUUUUCAACAUCAGUUGAUUGAGCUUCAGGCUUUCCAACGUUAUCCCUGUAGAGAUCAUCUUUACAGUUCCUCGGGAAAAUGUGAAUGUGCCGCGUUUUGUUUUCAAUAUUGUAUGAAAACAGGAAAAAAUAAACAAAUUUAGAAAACACAGCUCAUUAAAAUAAAAUUGUUGGAUUUCAUUUCCCCAGGUCUUCAGUGUUGAUGUAAAUGUGUUUCUGUAGUGUUGCUUAUUAGCACUUUGCGCAUUGUGUAAGUUGGGUAGCAAAAAUGGCAAAAGAAACGCAAAAUUCCCAGUUAAUCUUGCUCUGCUUGUGACAUUUUCUUAGCUGGUAUUGUUUAAAGGUUUGAUAAAUAUACAAAGGUCCAGGCAUACAAUUGGCGCAUGCUUAUCCUAUCACUUGCACUUACUAAUCUUCCAGCCUUAUGACCAGGAACCUUUGUUUGGACAUGAGUACAUACUCUGAGUUGUUUUGUCCCUGUUGUAAUUUGAGGGUUCCAAAUUCAGUUCUAAGAGGAUUAGGUUUUGCUCUGAGUUAUUUCUAGAGAAAGAAAAUAUUUUAGUAUGUAUAAAUUGUACAAUAAUUUUUUGCUGUUGUACUUAAUGCUAAUAGUGGAUUGUAUAGGGUGGUGUUUUUAUUUCAUUUAUUGUAGACAAAAAAUGAAUGAAUUUAGUAUUCACAUACACAGUAACUCAAGUAUGUCAGAGCACAAAGGUGGCAGCUGGUUAUAUUUAAUUCAGUCCCUUUGAAAAGCACAUACAUUCUACCCUUUGUUUAUAAAUAUCUUAGCCCCCAUAUCUAUCUCUCUCUCUCUCUCUCUCUCUCUUUCUCUCUAUCUAUCUCUCUAUCUCUAUCUCUCUCUCUCACACACACACACACACACAGACACACAUACAGACACACACACACAUUUGAAAUAUAUUGGUCAAGCUGUGGUACACCAUUAAUUGUCUGUUUCAAAAUGCAAUCUAAAGAUGCAAUAAAUAGAUUACCUUGAUAGUUUGAAGGAAGUCUUCAGUUCUUGCAGCUGUGUUUUGAAAGUGAUUAAGCAAUAUUUUUCAAAUGUGAUGAUUCUUGGGUAUUUAGCUCUCCGUUGUCCUCUGAGGAGUCAUUUUCAUGUUUGCAGAGAUGUGCUUUGUGCUGGAGAUUUGUGUCCGUUACUCUGUGCUUCCAACCAUCACUGAAGUUGUUUUCUACCCAAUUAAUUGAUCUCCAAGGAUUAUAGUUUGCUUUAACGUCAGAGUAUUUUUAUCUUUUAUUUUAUUUAAUUUUAUUCCUUUUUUUCUCUUACAAGAUAAUAUUUUAGAGAUGUAAUUAGGGGAAACCACUAUAGAUUUCUGUCAGAAAAUUGUUACUGAGUUCAAGUAACCCACUCUCCAUUUAAUAUCAAUACUGUUGAUAUACUUUUUGGAAUGUAUGUCUCAGAAGAUGGUUUCUGUUUAAAUUUAUGGUGAAGUUACAAUAACUGAAUUCUAAUAUGGAUUAAAAACUCCACGUAAAUAUUUUC
Molecule: messenger RNA, 4076 nt
Organism: Peromyscus leucopus (white-footed mouse)
Lineage: Eukaryota; Metazoa; Chordata; Mammalia; Rodentia; Cricetidae
Gene: Cul3
Product: cullin 3
Exons: 16
Coding region: 112-2418 (768 amino acids)
Biological process (GO): protein ubiquitination; ubiquitin-dependent protein catabolic process
Cellular component (GO): Cul3-RING ubiquitin ligase complex
Molecular function (GO): ubiquitin protein ligase binding
Source: RefSeq, a predicted model, not a curated record